This is a messenger RNA of Elaeis guineensis (African oil palm), 633 nucleotides long. The record is from RefSeq and is a predicted model, not a curated record. NCBI's taxonomy places the organism in Eukaryota, Viridiplantae, Streptophyta, Magnoliopsida, Arecales, Arecaceae.
UUUCUAUAAAUAACGAGGGAAGUGGAGUCCUCCCAGCGAGCUCUUGGCCUAACGCUUCUUCUUUCUGUCUUCACUCUCCUUUACUACUACAUCUCUCACGGGCUUCACCUUCUCUUUUUUCCCAUCCAAAAUACCAAAGGAGGAGAAAUCUAGGGUUCCAGAGCCAUCGCGUGGAUUCCUGGCCCUUUCCUGUCUCCAUCGAAAGGCGAGAGCUUUCGUUUGCUUCUCGUGCCCUCCAUCGGAUUCUGAAAGGGAUAUCCUUUUUGGUUUGUGACUUCUAAUUUUUAGUCGUGCGUUUGGAUAUAUAUUGGAAUAUUAGUUAGUGAGAGAGAGAUUUGGAGUGAUAGUGAGACUGAAGGAGUGGGGAGGGUAAGGGAGAGAUGUCUCGGAACGCGGUGGAGAAGCUGGCCUCGAUUGAUGCGCAGCUGAGGCUUCUGGCGCCGCGGAAGGUGUCGGAAGAUGAUAAGCUGGUCGAAUAUGAUGCGCUCCUCUUGGAUCGGUUUCUUGAUAUUCUCCAGGAUUUGCAUGGCGAGGAUAUCAGGGAAACGGUAGUGGAUUUCUGCCCCUUUUUUUUUCUUCCUGGUGAUUUCUGUUUGUUUUCUUGAUAUCUGUGGACUGGAAAUUUGGUAAAAA